UUCAGGCUGCAGGUGGAGCGGCAGAGGAGGCAGCUGGAGGCGCUGCUGCAGCCGCGGGUCAAACUGGAGCGAAGAGAUGUGGACGCCAGCGAUGUGGUUGUUAUAAAUGAAGAGGAAGAUGAGGAGGAGGAGGAAGAGCAGCACACACAGCAGCCAGAUGUGGAAGACAGUGGGAGUCUCGGCCUCCUCUGGUACGACGGUGACGAUGAUGAUGAUGACGGGGGUGAAGAUGAAGAGGAGCACAUGAAACCAACGACAAGCUCCAGAAAGAAACGAGAAGAUGUGCAAGACCCAGAUUAUCAAAUACCAUCAAGUUCGUGUUCACCCAGAGUUCAGUCUGGCAGGAGGAAGCCUGGCCGACCUCGAAUCAUCGAUACACAGAACCACGUGGAUCUCAAGAUCCGCAUCCUGGAGGACUCGAACACAGACGUGCUCACGACCAACGUGUUUCAGAAAAGUCCGCUGCAGCAGCUGCAGUGUCCUCGUGGUCUCCAGGAGACGGACUUUCUGCACCUGCUCAGGUCCACCUUCCCUCAGCUGGCGGCCGAUCAACCGUUUGACGUCUUCACGACCGACAGGAGCAGGAGGCUGCAGCGUCUGAAAGUCAGGACGCUGACACCUGAGGAGAUCCACCGGAGCAUCAGGUCGACCGGAGCAGGAAACUCCGCCCUCUACAUCCGUCCGAAGAGCGGAGACGAUCGUCAGACCAGCAGUGGAGAUCUUCAUCCUCUACAGAGAAAAGACGCCGCCAGAGACUCUGCGUCCAGCUCUGUGAUGCCGGCGGGCGAUCAAACCAAAAUGUACGAGAGCUCGUCAUCUGCCAGAGAUCAGUCUGAGAAGAGGAGGCGUGGUCGACCUCGGCUUGGUGAAGCACCCGCUCAUCACUCUCUCAGAAUCUGCUUGGUGGAAGAUUCUCCCUCAGACGUGCUCUCAAAAAGUGUGUUAAUGAAAUCCUCAGUCCAGCACCUGAAGUGUCCUCGAGGACUUCAGGAGCCGGCCUUUCUGGACCUAUUGAAGUCCACCUUCCCUCAACUGACUGGAGACAUCAAAAUGUUUGACGUGUUCAAAUCUGACAGGAGCAGGAAACUCCAGAGGCUCAAAGUGAGGACUCUGACACCAGAGGACAUCUGCAGGACCCUGAAGUCCACUGGGAUUGAAAGAACCCUCCUCUACAUCAAACAGAAG
This is a messenger RNA of Paralichthys olivaceus (Japanese flounder), 1185 nucleotides long. Lineage: Eukaryota; Metazoa; Chordata; Actinopteri; Pleuronectiformes; Paralichthyidae. The record is from RefSeq and is a predicted model, not a curated record.